This is a messenger RNA of Lolium rigidum, 3456 nucleotides long. Its product is annotated as type II inositol polyphosphate 5-phosphatase 15-like. NCBI's taxonomy places the organism in Eukaryota, Viridiplantae, Streptophyta, Magnoliopsida, Poales, Poaceae. Gene Ontology annotation, biological process: phosphatidylinositol dephosphorylation. The record is from RefSeq and is a predicted model, not a curated record. Gene Ontology annotation, molecular function: protein binding; phosphatase activity.
CCGCUGCCGGAGUUCGUGGGCGCGGGCGGGGGCGAGGGCAUCUUCCGCGUGCCGCGCCGCGCCGCCAUGCACCCGGGCCGCCCGCCGGCGCUCGAGGUGCGCCCGCACCCGCCGCGGGAGACGCAGGUGUGCUCCUUCCUGCGCGCGCUCGCGUGCGCGCCGCGGCUCCGGCAGCUCUGGGCCGGCGCGGAGUCCGGCGUUCGCAUGUGGGGCCUGGACAGGGUGUUCGACGGGUGCGGCGUCCCGGGCGCGCGCCGCGGGGACGAGGAGAGCGCGCCGUUCGCCGAGUCCGCGCCCGCGCCGCCCGCGCUCUGCGUCGCGGUCGACGGCGCCAACAGGCUCGUGUGGACGGGCCACAGGGACGGGAGGAUCCGGUCCUGGCGCAUGGACCUCGCCGCGGCGCCGGCGGGAGAUGACGGCGAGGAGGCGCCCAUGUUCAGGGAGGCCCUGACGUGGCAGGCGCACGGCCGCGCACCCGUGCUCUCCAUGGUCGUCACAUCGUACGGUGAAAUAUGGUCAGGCACCGAAGGGGGUGUUAUUAAGGCAUGGCCUUGGGAUGCCAUUGCUAGGUCCCUCUCACUAACACCAGAAGAAAAACAUAUGGCUGCUUUGCUGGUUGAACAAGCGUAUAUUGACCUUAGAAACCAUGCCACGGUUGGUAACAUGUCCUCUUUGCCCACUAAUGAUGUGAAACACAUGCUUGCGGACCAUUGUCAAGCAAAAGUUUGGACUCUAACUAGCAUGACCUUUGCUCUUUGGGAUGCUCGGACAAGGGAGCUGUUAAAAGUGUUUGGCAUGGACGGCCAAGUGGAGUCAGCUCGUCUAGAGCCACCAGUGAUGCCAGAACAAUUUAUAGAGGAAGAAAUCAAAGUAAAACCCACAAAGAAAGAGAAACCCCAAAGUUCUUUCACAUUUUUCCAGAAAUCUUGGAGUGCCUUGAUGGGGGCAGGUGGUGCAGUACGCAGAGUUGCGACAAAAGGGACAUUCGUCGAAGAUAACCGCCGUAUAGAAGCAGUGGCUCAAGCAAUGGAUGGAGCAAUUUGGUCAGGUUGCACAGAUGGUUCGAUUAUCAUGUGGGAUGGAAACGGGAAUUGGUUACAAGAGUUCCAGUAUCAUAAUUCAUCUGUUCAAUGCAUAAAGGCACUUGGAGAAAGGGUGUGGGUGGGCUAUGCCAGUGGUACUAUUCAAGUAAUGGAUGUUGAAAGUAACCUUCUGGCAGAAUGGACAGGACAUAGCUGUCCAGUCAUACAGAUGGCCAUUGGUGGUUCUUACAUCUUUACGCUGGCCCAGCAUGGUGGUAUUCGAGGAUGGCCUCUAACUUCCCCUGGCCCUCUGGAUGAUAUUUUGCGAACUGAGUUGACGAACAGGGAGAUGUCCUAUACAAGGAUAGUGAACAUUAAAAUGCUGGUUGGAACAUGGAAUGUUGCGCAGGAGAAAGCAUCUCCUGAUUCACUUUGUUCAUGGCUGCGUAGUGCAUCAUCGGAUGUUGGCUUGGUGGUUGUUGGCUUGCAAGAGGUAGAAAUGGGUGCUGGAGUUCUUGCCAUGGCUGCAGCUAAAGAAAGUGUAGGGCUUGAGGGAAGUGCUAAUGGUCAGUGGUGGAUAGACAAUAUUGGCAAGACACUUGAUGAAGGGAUAUCCUUCCACCGAGUUGGCUCGAGGCAGUUGGCUGGAUUACUUAUUGCUGCAUGGGCAAGGACAGACCUGAAGCCACAUGUUGGUGAUGUUGAUGCUGCUGCUGUGCCAUGCGGCUUUGGACGCGCUAUUGGCAACAAGGGUGGUGUUGGGUUGAGAAUUAGGGUUUAUGAUCGCAGAAUAUGUUUCGUGAACAAUCAUUUUGCUGCACAUCUAGAAAACGUUACCCGUCGUAAUGCUGAUUUUGAUCAUAUUUAUCGGACAAUGAACUUUAACAAGCCUCAUGGAUCUGCAGCUUCUUCUACAUCUGUCCAAUUGCCUAAAGCAGUGAAUGCUAACGGGAAUCAGCCUGAUGAAGAUAGGCCUGAGCUGGCAGAAGCUGAUAUGGUUGUAUUUCUUGGUGAUUUCAACUACCGACUUUAUGGUAUCACUUAUGAUGAGGCAAGGGACAUGGUCUCGCAAAGAAGCUUCGACUGGCUUCGAGAAAGGGAUCAACUUAGAGCACAAAUGAAGGAAGGAAACGUGUUUCAAGGGAUGCGUGAAGGUUUUGUCAGAUUUCCUCCAACUUACAAAUUCCAAAGACACCAACCAGGCCUUGCAGGUUAUGAUUCGGGUGAGAAGAAGAGAAUACCUGCUUGGUGCGAUCGAAUAGUGUAUCGAGAUAGCCGUUCUGAAUCAUUAGGUGAAUGCUCGUUAGAGUGUCCCAUUGUUGCUGCAAUUACAUCAUACGAGGCUUGCAUGGAUGUGACAGAUAGUGAUCAUAAACCAGUGAACUGUACAUUUAAUGUUGAUCUUGCAAGAGUGGACGAGCUGAUAAGAAGGCAAGAGUAUGGAAAAAUAAUCGAAUCUAAUGAAAAAAUACGUUGUUUGCUUGAAGAGUCGCAUUGUGUUCCAGACACUAUAAUCAGCACAAAUAACAUUAUAUUGGAAAAUCAAGAAACUGUUGUUCUUCGGAUAGCCAAUAACUGUGGAACAAAAAGGUCUGCUUUUGAAAUCUUGUGCGAAGGCCAGUCGACGAGCAACCAGGAUGAUUUUGUUCCAAGGGCAUCCUACGGCUUUCCGCAUUGGCUUGAGGUUCAACCAUCCAUUGGUCUGAUUGAACCUGGAGAGACGAUGGAAGUUACCGUGCAUCACGAAAACUACUACACUCAAGAAGAAUUCGUCGACGGAGUUAUGCAAAACGGGUGGUGCGAAGUGACCAGGGAUAAGGAGGCUGUUCUGCUGGUCAAUGUGACAGGCAGCACCUCAACCGAAACCGUCACACACAGGAUCAACGUCCGGCACUGUUGUGCGGCAACCCCAGCUCCCCCGACCUCCAAUCUACUGGCCGUCACUGCCCCGCCUGGUGAUUCUUCAUCAAGUGAAGGUUCUGCAGAACGUUCUUCCAGGAAGAGCCAGUCGAAUCACUUGCACCGUUCUGACUUCGCGCUGUUCGGCAGCUCAGAGGUGCAAGACUUGUGCCGUAUGCGGAACAUGCAUGAAUAGGUCUAGUUUCUCGUGUUUGCUGUUUGAUGUAGGAGUUUUGUAUAGGGGGUGAAGUGAAGUUAUAGUUUUCUUACCUAAAUGAGGGGGAAGCUGCUCCACUGUUAACUCUGUACAUAUGCAGGUUCUCGCCAUUCUUCAUGUAACUGGGAAAAGAAAUGCAUAUAGUUACAGGAGAUAUUCUGUAGUUAGUUUUUUCGCAUGGUUUUUGUGGGUACGUGUGGUGUGGGAGAACUAGUAUCUUUGAGGAAAGAGUAGAAAAGGAAGUUGGUGUGAGUUGUGACUGAUCAAUGUACAUUUUACUUCAAUGAUAUGCAAUUCCCAUGGUUGCAGCAGACUGUA